Guillardia theta CCMP2712 is the source of this 820-nucleotide messenger RNA. RefSeq lists its product as hypothetical. The record is from RefSeq and is a predicted model, not a curated record. The transcript has a single exon. NCBI's taxonomy places the organism in Eukaryota, Cryptophyceae, Pyrenomonadales, Geminigeraceae. Bases 20 to 568 code for a protein of 182 amino acids.
UCCGUCAAGCCAAGAGGACAUGCAGCUCGUCAGCGAGCUGUCAGCAGUCAUCGAAGAUGCAACUUCUUUGAACGAGGCGGGGACGAGCGAGCCGAUCAAGCUGGUCCUGGACAAGGCCGUUGGCAACCUCCACGACACCUUCUACUCUCCGGGGAGCCUGGAGUUCAUGUCGCUGGGAGAGUGGGCGAAGACGCCAGAGGAGCAGGGAGUUGGGCGCAACGCGCUCAAGGAGAAGCUGGGGAAGUGGCUGCAGAGCAAGCGCUGGACUCGCGUGCAAGGAGAGAGCAAGAAGGCAAGGAGGGGCAGCGCGUUCUCGCCACGGGCAACGGCAGCUGCUGAGCUUGAGCAGGAGGCGGAGAGCGACGAUAUAGAGCGUCGAUCUCUUAGCUUCCUGUUCAUAGCACUGAGUAAAUUCGCAGAGAUGCAUGUGCUGGCCUGCUCGCUGAAGGUGGACAAGAAGGACCGACUGCGGGUGGAGAUGAGGGAAGAUGGCGAAGAAGAGGAAGACAUUGAGGAAGAGCAAGGCGAGGGCGAGGAAGAAGACGGGGCGAGCCCGUACCGAGCUUGAGCUGAGCUCAAGGUAAGUAGAGAAGGUGGAGGCGACCGAAGGCCAAGGUGAGGAGAGGCAACUCUCCUGACUGAGGCUGAGGAAGCCAAGAGAAGACAGCAGAAGUAGACAGUAGAAAGACGCCUCAGAAGCAGGGUUCGCAUUGUAGGCCGUGUACUCCCAGUGCUUGCGCGCCUCUUUAGACUAGGAUCAAAUUGCAUAAGCCCACAACGAGGCCGAGCAACAUUCUAGCAUUCUAAUAAACUCACAUAG